CACCCUCUCACCCCAUGUAGGCCAAUCACCCACGCCAUCUCCCUCCCUCAUAUCUCAAUCCGCCGCCGCCCCAACCCUAGCCCAACCCAAUCCGCCGCCGUCCUCUUCUCCAGUCGCACUGGCGACCUCCAACCUCAUCGCCGGCAGCCCCUCCCCUCUCCUCCUAGAUCCACUCGGGCUACUCAUGUCGUGGCCAUCCUCUCUCUCCUCUCUCUCCACCGCACACCACUCCUCUCUCUCCCCCAUGCAGCGAACCCUAGCGCUCCCCGAUCCAGAUCCCUCCCCUCCCCUCGCCGCCAUCCACCGCCGCUCGCCGCCGGCCUCGACCCCCUCCCUCCCCUGCCCUCCAAACACUGUCGCCUGCCAGAUCCACUGCAUCCCCCACCCCGGCCUCUCUCUCCCGUACUGCACGCCGCCGCCACACACGGCAUCGCGCAACAAGGGGCUCGCAUCGCUCCGACCAGAUCCGAUUGGCGCCUCCCUGGCCUCGGAUCAGGCCUGCACGACCCGGGUGCCACCACCGGGAGGCGUGGAUUCAUGCGUGCUCCGGUUGCGGGUUCUGACCAUCCUCGGCGUCAUGUCCUCAAGGUCUCCUCUCUGCGCCUCAGUCCCUAUUUGGUUUGCUCUCUCCCCUGCCCUGAUGCGGCCGGUUCUCCAUACACAGGUGCACGAGAGACCUCGUCUCCACUCCAAGGCCAUUCGUGCUGGCGUAGAUUGGCGUGCUCGCACGCGUUGGAUGGACGGAGGGGACACUGACCUCCUCCGCCGGGUCUCCCAAGAGGCCGCGCAUCCUGCCGCGACCACCUCUACUGCGCGACGGUGGUGGCCGACCUCCAAUGCGACCGCUGCAUCGCCAGUAACCUCUUCGCAAUGGCAACCCAAGCAGGAACCUCGGCUACUCCUCGUUUAAGUCCCCAAGUGGUAGGAUACUCUGUUCACGGGAGUCACCAUCUAGGCAUGCUUGCUGCUUCACCAGAAUGCUGCAUUGUUCUUUAGCUAUCAAUUGUCUGUGUAGAUUGACUGUAUCGAGUUGAGGGCUUGAGGCAGGCUGUAGGUGAUUAGAAAAACCACCUGUUAAGUAAGAUUGGCUGUAGUGUAUGCUCUGAACAUAAGCUUGUGCUGCUGCCAGUGUAGUGUAUGCUGUGAACACAAGAUCCUUGACUUGCUCUGGUUUGGUUAAGACUGAUGAUGCCGUGGAUAAGAAAACAAUUUAAAAGGUCUGUUGAAACAAGGUGGAAGCAUGUUCUUCUUGCAACGUACCCUAAACCCCUAAACCCUUUUUAUUUGAACUUCUUAGUUAUGUUCUGGAGUCUGGAAUUUUUGAAUCAAUAUCUAUCUGAUUAAUUCAUGCCUUGUUUUGUUUUUUAGUUUGUUUCAAAACAUAUAUGUGGUGUAUCUGAUUAGUUAUGUUGUAAAAGAAUGCUUGUCUCUGACACUGUUAUUCUUAUGUUGAUAUAUGAGCCCAGUUUUGUGUGUUUUGAAUCAAUAUCUAUCUGAUUAAUUACUGAUCAUGGUGAGCUAGAUCCAAACAAACAAGACACUUACAUUAACUUGGCACUUUGAGUCCUUGUAAUUCUGAUAGUGUGGAACUAUAUUUUGUACACAUAGUCAACUAGUUUUCGUUUUAUAUUUGCUUGCUUAUGUGGAACUAUAUUUUCUCAUUUUUCUAAUUAUGACAUGGAUGAUAUGAAAUAUCAGAAUUGUUUCUGUUACAUGGUGUGCUGCAGGAAAGCCCGUGUGUAGGUUUAUUGUCUCGUAAUUGGGCAAUUAUUUUCUUGCAGGGGGCCACCCGUUCGAGCUCGCUUUGACCCUCUUUUGCUCUGUAGUGGUCCUGGUACAUGAAAAGAAGGUCCUUUUAAAUGUUUUGCUUCCUUGGUUGCAUUCUGCUGUACACUCAAAAAUAUUUUCAAUUUAGUGACAAGCAAACAAUAAAAUAGUCAAAAGGCUUUUAUUUAAUGUGCUUUUCGAAAAUGAAAAUGUGUUGUGAUGUUCUCCUCUUUCUGUUGACAUGUAUGUUGAAUAAUAUCAAGCCAUAAUUAUAGUCCCUCCAAGACAUGCUCAAAUGUAGUCGCACGUACAGAUUUGUGUGUCUGAGGUACAGUUUUAAGAUGAGAUACGUAUAUAUGGAACUCAUGUAAGGGAAUUAGAAAUAGAGAAAUAUAUAUGUAUGGGUACCUCGGCUAUUGGAAAUACCAACUAUACAAUCAUCUUGUUAAUUACUACACAUCAUAUAGAUUUUGUAGUGUAUUAAUCUCAUUGGGUAGAGUGGCCUACUUGCACACUUUUAUUGACUCGUUGGUUGCUGAUUACUUUCGAGCGAGUAGCACAUGUCUCAAGCAACUGUAGUAUUCCUUUCCCUGAAUUGCUCCCUUGUUUUGCUGUGGCCGUAUGCUCCAUGGUCAAUGAUGCGUGCUGUAUACAUAUUAAAACCAAAAUUGGAGUAGUUUCAGUCGUGCAUAUUAGAACUGAAUUAUGCUCUGUUUUGCUGUAGUUGUAUGCUCUUAUUGCUGAAUUGUUUAGUGGGUUGUACAAACUAAACUCGUCCAGUGAGCUUGCUAUGAUGUAUUGUAUAUUGCUGUACUUAAGACGUCUUGUAGAAUUUGGGCCUGAGCAAUCUGGAAUUUGGUUGUUGUUUGAGAUUAAUCUUUCCGAGCCAUUAGAGUGGGUUCAAGGAUGGAUCUGCCCAUUCAUUGUGCAGAGGAUCUUCUAAUUUACCACUUGUCUACUAGUACAUUAGUUAUCAUGAACCUACAUGCUCCCUUCUCUGCAAAGUAAAAACUAAAGAGGUUCCUUAACUUCAUAGCCAAGUUAUGACAGCAGUUUGAUAUUCCUUUUGCUACCACAUGUCCUUUAGUCUUUAACUCUCUGAUGCUGCUUUCCUUCAUCAUGCAGGCACGCCCCGAUGCUCCCCUCGCUUUGGGCACCCAAUGCCAGGCAGGCUGUGGAUGCCCCGGACCUCAAGGCCGGCCGUGCUACUCCAGCUGCUCUUGCCCCGGCCAUGCUCAACUUCGCUCCUGGUCAGUUGCCGCAGGUGAGACACUUGCCUCCAUGCUUGGGUGAUUCUACCUGCUCACUUAGUAUCAUACUUGAAUCUAUGCACGAAUUUCACAAGUUUGGAUGCAUCAUAGAACUUGUGGUGAACCUGUUACAGUGAUGUUCAUUGAUGACCUGCACUUGUACCAAUGUAUCAUGCUGCUAUUUGGCAAGUCAGUUUCACAUUGCAUGUGGAUCUUAAACUUAUACAGUAAGCUUAGUUAUUUGCAUAUGUAAAAUAUGUUGACAAAGUGUUAUGUUGGAUUACCGCCUCAUGUUGAUGGCAUUGUCUCUAAACAUUUAAUAAUGUUUCUUUUUGCUGUGACGGAAGACCAGAAGAGGCAUUGAGAUGUGCACCACAGUUUUAGUUGAUGUUGCACCAUGUUUUGGUGCUUGUGUAUCUGUUUUUGCUUGUAAGCACACUUGUAUGUGCAUGUGUAUCGUGCUUGUGUAUCUGUUUUUGCUUGUUUAAGUUGAUGUUGGACGUGCGGACUUGUAUGUGCUGUUGUGUGUAUUUGGCUAAAUGAUUCUAAAUUUAAUCAUUUAAUCAAGAGAA
This is a messenger RNA of Triticum aestivum (bread wheat), 3589 nucleotides long. RefSeq lists its product as uncharacterized. NCBI's taxonomy places the organism in Eukaryota, Viridiplantae, Streptophyta, Magnoliopsida, Poales, Poaceae. The transcript has 2 exons. The record is from RefSeq and is a predicted model, not a curated record. The coding region runs from base 185 to 910 and encodes 241 amino acids.